AUGUCCAUGUUUAUGACACAACCCGCCUACGCCUACGCGGCAGCUCCUCCACCUCCCAGACAAUACUCGGGAACAAGCAGUGCCUUCAGUGCUUCUGCCAACCCCGACGAGGACUGGACCAAGAUCUCUGACCUUGCUGAGCGCCGAAGAAUACAGAACCGCAUUGCUCAGCGCAACUACCGCAAGAAGCUCAAGCGCCGCCUUGAAGACCUCGAGCGCCGUGCUGGUUCUUCUGACGAUGCCGAGUCCGAUAAGCAGCCACAGAAACCUACCAAGUCGAAGCGAUCCCCCUCCGCACCCAAGUCUCAAAAAUCGCAAUCCGGAGCUCCCAGCAAGUCUGUUGCUUCACAGGGCCAGUUCACUCCUCCCAUGGAGCAUACUGACGAGCUUUUCUUCUCUGGCAACUACGACGACCGAGCUCGCUCAGACAGCCCUCCUCAGUUCACAUACUCAACAUACCCUGCUCCCGAUGAGAUCCUCCUCGCACCCUACGGUUCUACUCAGUCAUACCCAGCCAUCACAACCGCUGAUGCCUACCCCAACUACAUGACAGCGUCUACAGUGCCCAUGACACUUCCUUCCAUGACGCACUUUAGCGAUGCCAUCAAGCGGGAGACGUACCCUAGUGACGACGGACUCACUCCUUACAUGACCUACGGUUACAUGCCACCCAUGGACUUCAACUCUGGUAGCCCAUACGAACAGUCCAACCCUCAUACUCCUCCGCUGUCACAUUCUUUCGACCACUCUGCCAACUGCUCAGAGGCUGGAUUCGACUACCCUGCCACGCCUCUUUCCAUGCCUGGCUCGCCUGGUCUAAUCCAGCACCAAUAG
Molecule: messenger RNA, 834 nt
Organism: Fusarium tjaetaba
Lineage: Eukaryota; Fungi; Ascomycota; Sordariomycetes; Hypocreales; Nectriaceae
Exons: 3
Coding region: 1-834 (277 amino acids)
Biological process (GO): regulation of DNA-templated transcription
Molecular function (GO): DNA-binding transcription factor activity
Source: RefSeq, a predicted model, not a curated record